Molecule: messenger RNA, 597 nt
Organism: Macrosiphum euphorbiae (potato aphid)
Lineage: Eukaryota; Metazoa; Arthropoda; Insecta; Hemiptera; Aphididae
Source: the annotation of a GenBank genome assembly
AUGAAAGUUUUUUCUAUUAAAGGUUGUAAAACAACCAUUAAAGAAGAAGGUAUUAAAAUGCAUGGUAUACCCAAAGGGAAUAUUGGUGAUCAAUGGGUCCACCAAAUAAGACAAUUUCAGCCAGAUUUUCAGCAAACAAAAUAUAGCGUGAUUUGUAGUAAACAUUUUAUUGAAUCAGCUUAUUUUGAAGGUGGAAUAUAUGGUAAAAAGGUUUUGGACAAAUCUGCACUACCUAGUUUAUUUAAAAAACCUAUCAAUAAAAAUCUUUUUCCAAGUGAAAAUAAUGACGUUGUUGAGGUAUUUCCUGACAAUUUGAAUGUAACAUUCGUCAGUGAUAGUGAGUGUCAGUUAGAUAAACAGAAUACUCAAUGUAUGAUACCAGAACAAAUGGUUUUCAAAGACUCAGAUGAAUCAAUAAAUUCUGCCAUUAUAGAUAAACCAAUGCCUAUAAAAUCCAUGAAGCGCAAAUUCUAUGCAAGGGAUUUCAAAAGUAUCGACGAUAUAGAAAGUCCAAACAGCAGAUUAAAAUAUUGGAUUGCCUCAAAAAAUGAACACGAAAAUCAUAUAAAAAAAAAUCAAACAACUGAGAUUAGCUAA